GGGGCCACGGAGACUGAGUGCGGGGGCGUGGGGGGGGGUGGGCUAGGGCUAUCCCUGGUGGUAGGAUUCACAGGUGUCAGGCUCCUGGGCUGCAGCUGCUCAGUCACCUCCUGGCACUCAAGUGCAUCAGUUCAUUGACCUCAUGCCAGUGGUGGGGCAGCCCUAAUGCACAGGUCUGAAAAAUGCUCAGGUGUACCUGCAGUGUGUGAGAGGAAGGAGGCUGGCGAAGGUAGGUGUGGCCACCUCGCCAGGUGUGGGUCUUGAGGGAACUUCUGCUCCUUUCAGGUGGCACAGAAUGUGGUCCUGUACACAGGCGACUCCAAUCUGGGGCUGGAGCUGUUUGAGGCAGCUGGAGACAUCUUCUUCAACGAGGCCUGGGAGCAGGAGAAAGCCAUGUCCUACUACCGGGUGAGCUGGCCUGUGGGCUGAUGUAUGUGGGCCUCAGGGGGUCACCUGGAGGGCUGAGGCACAGGUGUGGCAGGGCAGAGGCCUCCCACCUGGAGGCAGGGCCACCCAUGCACAUGCUUAGUUUCCCAGUGGUCUCACCGGGAAUGAUAUUGACUGUGCCCCUGCCCGGGACAAACGCUUGGGGCCUGGACGUGGCAAUGGCCCUAUACUUGCCUAGUGGUCUCACCAGGAAUGAUAUUGACUGUGCCCCCUACCCGGGACAAACUCUUGGGUCUGGACACGACAGUGACUCUACCCUUGCACCUGAUGAUCUCAAGCAACCAUGAGUGGGAAGUCCUGUCCCCAUCUUCCAGAUGAGGAAGCUGAGGCUCAGAGAAGCACAGGGACAUGUCAAAGGACACACAGCAUGUCACUGGGAGGCCCAGGGCCAGGGCCCAAGUCUGCCUGCACCCCAAAGCGGGGACAGCUUCUCCUUUCCUCUGAGCUCACGGACCAGGCCCUGCCCCUGGAAGUGACUAUGGGCAACCGCAAGGUGGAGCCGCAGCUGCAGCUGUGCAACAAGCUGGUGGCACUGCUGGCCAUGCUGGAGGAGCCCCAGGAGGGCUUGGAGGUUGCCCACAUUGCCCUAGCACUCAGCAUCACUCUGGGGGACUGGCUGAAUGAGCCCGUGGCCUACCACCGGCUGGCCGCCCUGCACCACCUGCUGGGCCAUGGCAAGCUGGCGGAGCACUUCUACCUCAAGGCCCUGUAGCUCUGCAACUCACCGCUGGAGUUUGACAAGGAGAUCCUCUACUACGUGAAGGUGUACAUGGUGCUUGGUG
This is a messenger RNA of Piliocolobus tephrosceles (Ugandan red Colobus), 1229 nucleotides long. Its product is annotated as SH3 domain and tetratricopeptide repeat-containing protein 1-like. The record is from RefSeq and is a predicted model, not a curated record. The transcript has 3 exons. Gene Ontology annotation, molecular function: protein binding. The coding region runs from base 731 to 1159 and encodes 142 amino acids. NCBI's taxonomy places the organism in Eukaryota, Metazoa, Chordata, Mammalia, Primates, Cercopithecidae.